This is a messenger RNA of Macrosiphum euphorbiae (potato aphid), 933 nucleotides long. The record is from the annotation of a GenBank genome assembly. NCBI's taxonomy places the organism in Eukaryota, Metazoa, Arthropoda, Insecta, Hemiptera, Aphididae.
AUGGUGUCCAUGUUUCCACGAGCUGUAGCCAUCGCAUGUACUAUAUCUAGAAUCACGGUUAUGUACAAGAACGUUAGUGUGAUGGCUAAGUACAAGAAGAAAAUCAAGGAAUACGAAGUCUACUAUCCGAUAACCGUUGACAAAGAAAAUUCCCGACGUUUUUUGAUUAUCGCCAUUGUGUUUCUGUAUUCUAUAUUGAUACUACCGUUUAACGUAUUCAGACUGUUCUUGAUUUAUUAUUAUUAUAAAAACAUAAAAAUACUAGUAUUCAUUUUACUAAUGUACAUACAAAAUGUGAGCAUGUCUAUGACGGAAAUACAGUUUAUGGUGUAUUGUUUCGGACUGUAUGCGAAAUUUCAAUCGAUCAACGAAGACAUGUCCACGAUAAAGUCAAAAACUAUUUCGAUAAAUAGAUACCCGUUUGUACUAAAAUCCGAAAAACGCAAAAGAGUCGAAGUGUAUCCAUCAGUCCGCAGUAUUGAACUACUUAAGAUGAGACAUCAAUUUGUCUGCGAGUCAGUUAGUGAUCUGAACGAAAUAUAUAGCAUUCAAUUGGGAAUGUCUAUAUCUGUUUUGUUUAUAAUGUUAUUGUUCGAUAUCUACGAAGUCGUGACCAGCGAAUUGGUCAAAACUAAAUCGCUUUUUCUACUGUAUGGAUGGCUGACACAGUAUAUAUUCAGAUUUAUUGUAGUUAUACUGAUGUCACAUAUAACGACGAAACAGGGGCACAGAACAAAAUUGCUUAUUACUGAUAUACAUAAUCGUAAUUUAGAUAGCAGAACAAAAGAAGAGUUACGACUGUUUUUGAAUCAAGUAUGUAAUCAUUCAAUGGAAUUCACAACCUUUGACUUUUUGACCCUAAAUACACAUCUCAUCACUUCUGCUAUAGUCGCGGGUACGACUUAUAUCGUUAUAUUACUACAGUUCCGUUAA